Oryzias latipes (Japanese medaka) is the source of this 4116-nucleotide messenger RNA. It is a transcript of the gene r3hdm1, whose product is annotated as R3H domain containing 1. The record is from RefSeq and is a predicted model, not a curated record. Lineage: Eukaryota; Metazoa; Chordata; Actinopteri; Beloniformes; Adrianichthyidae. Gene Ontology annotation, molecular function: nucleic acid binding.
CUCUCGCCGACUUCCACUCGCACUCAGUCGAGCACGAGUACAGGAGGCAGCAGGCAGCUGCCGAGGAGCGAGCUGGAACUCCAGCCUGCUCUCCAGCAGAUUGUGCCUCCUGUACGAUGGACGCUAAACAGUGGCUCAGCAGAAGGGAUGGGGGGCAGAGCCGCCAGGCGCACAGGUCGCCAGGGGUCAUGAGGGUCUCAGGGGCCCCGCUGGCUGUGCAGAGCAGCUGAAGCAGGCAUGGGCAACGUUUUGGAUGGCAUCAUCAGGCUCCGCCUCUCUGACAUCACCGGCCACAACCACCACUGGCUACGCAACAAGUUCUUCUAGUUUGCCGUCGUCUUCCUUUGAGACUUUGCAAUGAGAAUGUCCGACAUUGCAAAUACUGAAACGAUGAAGGUUUCCGAGGCGGCUGAAAGGCUGACAUCUGCGAAAGACAACGCCAGCAACUCUGAGGCGUCAGAGCCGAGCCAAAGCUGCAGGGACGAACACGACGGCAGCAGCAACAAGCAGCCGGUGAAGCACUCUAAGUCCAGCACCAGGCUAAAGCUCGUGCGGAGUUUGGCAGUGUGCGAAGAAUCCUUGCCCUGCCCCAUUCCCGAGCCUCCGGCAGCACCGCAGAAAACGUUCGAAAACGAAGAACGAGGCGCAAAGGACCAAGCUGAGGAGGAGAGCAGCUGUGACAAGGUGCACAAACCUGAGAAAGCGCCGCGAAAAAUGCUGUCAAGAGAUUCCAGUCAGGACUACACCGAUUCCACUGGCAUCGAUCUCCACGAAUUCCUGGUCAACACAUUGAAAAGCAAUCCCAGGGAUCGAAUCAUGCUACUGAAGCUGGAACAGGACAUCCUGGAUUUCAUCAGCAAUAACGAGAGCCAAAAGAGGAAGUUCCCCCCCAUGACGUCCUACCACAGAAUGCUGCUGCACCGCGUGGCGGCGUACUUCGGCAUGGACCACAAGGUGGACCCGAGCGGGAAAUCGGUGGUGAUCAACAAAACCACCAACACUCGAAUACCUGAUCAGAAAUUCUCCGAGCACAUCAGCGAUGACAGGGUGGACGAUUUUCAGAAACGUUACAUUCUCAAACGAGACAACUCCAGCUUUGAUCGGGACGACAGCAUGAUUCGAAUGCGCUUGAAAGCUGACAAGAGGAGCAAAUCGAUGGAGGAGAGGGAGGAGGAGUACCAGAGAGCCCGAGAAAGGAUUUUCGCACAUGAUGGAGACCACUUCAUAAUCGACAGAGGCGCUCUGGAUGAAAACUCCUGCCUGAGUUCCCAGCAGAGGCGCCAAAUGUUCAGGUUACGCGCCGGUCAGUCCGGUGCCAGCAGGCAGAGCAGCUCCGAGACAGACACACUGCCACGCCCCGGCGAGCCGCGGCCGUGGAGUAGCACCGACAGCUCUGACAGCUCCAACCGGCUCGCCCCGCGGCCCGCCAUCACCAAAGCCAGCAGCUUCAGCGGCAUCUCGCCCGGCCUGAUCCGAGGGGACAGCACGGCCAGCAGCAAGAGCACCGGGAGGCUAUCCAAAACAGGUUCCGAGUCCUGCAGCAGCGUCGGCUCCUCUUCCAGCUCGCUGUCCCGCCCCCAGCUGCCUCUCCCGGCGCCGGCCUCGUCCAGGCCCGGUGUCCACAGCACUCCCUUGAUCCACCCCGCCGCUGACAGCAGAGGCGCCGCACAUUUGGACGCCACCAAAAGCCUCCCGCCUCACCCAACAGCCGCCGACACAACCAACUACUACGUGUUCCCGCUCGAAGCCUCAGGGAUUCCUCCUGGCAGCGUUCUGCUCAAUCCACACACAGGCAAGCCCUUCGUCCACCCCGACGGCAGCGCCGUGGUUUAUAACCCGGCCGGCGUUGCCCCGGCCGCCGGCCGGCUCCAGCAGCAAGGGAAAAGCCCACCGCAGCCACUCCCUGCUGCGCCCCAGCAACACUUUUACCCCCAGCCGAUCGGCGCUGCUCUCCAGCCGUCCUCGGAGACCUUCCACCCAACGAUUUCCUAUCCUCUUCCUCCUCCUCCUCCUCUUCACUCUUCUCAGUUCCUGCCCGUCUGUUCUACCCAACAAUACACAGUGCCUGAAGUCCUCAGUGCCCAGUUCAGUCACAUGACUCUGGCGCAGCAGCCGCCCGGGGACGGCGCCGCCUCUACCCCAGAAGGCCGGCACUAUCCCCCCAUGUACGGCUCCCACCCGUCGCCCAUGGUCCUGCAGGGGGCCGCGCCGCAGCAGAUGACCGGCUACAUGGUGGCGGGCCCAUCAGGGGGCGUGCCCGUCCAACUCCCGGGGCAAGCCCCCAACCACGCCUACCCCAGCUCCAACUCGGCGGUGUUCUCCGCAGCGCCGCUCAACCAGCCGCUGCUCCAACAGCACACCUACAUCCAGCAGCCGGUGCAGCAGCAGAUUUCCUCGUGUUACUGCGCCUCGGGCCACCAUCCACACUGCUCCCAUCAGCAGCAGCACUACCGGCCCCCCACCAACCCCCCGCCCUACAACUGCCCGCAGAGCCAGAACCUGCCCCAGCAACAAGCACAACAAGCCCUGAUGCCAAACCCCGCCUCCAGCUACCAGACCGUACUGGGCAUGCAGGCGGCGCCCGGCCUCGCUCUCACCGGCAACCAGCAAAGCAAUAUGGCCAACCAGGUGCAAGGCAUGAUGGUCCCGUACCCCCCAAUGCAGUCCUAUCAGCAGUCGUACCAGCAGCCCAUCUUCGUGUCCUGCCAGCCCACCCCGGUCGCCGGCAUGCAGCCCUGCUACAGCCUGCUGCCCCCAAACCAGCACACCACCAUGAGCUCCACUGUCAGCUUCCUCCCUGGACCGGUGAUGGAGCAGCUCCAGUUUUCCCAGACCUCCUCCCCUUGCAUCUCCCAGCAGCAUCCCGGUCAGCAGUACGCAGGCCUGUUGCCCCCGGCGCCCGGCGGCAUGGUGAUGCUGCAAAUGACGGGGCCCCCCUACCAGCAGCACCGAGCCCCCUCCCCCUGCCAGAGGAAGCCUGCCGGUCACAAGCAGCCAGGGCCCGAACAGCCGCGCGGCCGCAGGCCCGCAGAGAUGCCCCCGCCCGCAGACGGCAACGCACAGAGCAGCCUGCCCUCGUCCCCCGCGCUCACGCCUUCGCCGUGCCCGCCGCUCAGCAUCAAGGGCUUCCCGGUGGUGUCCCACCAGCUGCCCCCUACUUUCUGCCACACUGGACAAGGUGAGGCGCAUUACUCCCUACUGGGCCAACCAGUUCAGUACAAGCCCUCCAUCAGAGGACCGCUGAUCCACGCCACUCACAUGGUGACCAAACACCAGGGCCCUCUGGGAGUUUGGCGAAGCAGUCAAGGGAGGAAGGCCAGCAGAAAGCCUUUGUCUUCAGAUCUCAGUUGAGCAGUCACUUCCUGGAAGUGACACCUCCUCCGGAGAGGAGGGGGGGGGGGUCAGCUGCUCUGACUCCCGGCGGCCCCUGGCAGCGCUGCACAAAAGGGGGGGCGAAUCGAUCGGAAGGAGCCCUCGGACCAUCAGCGGAGAUCCUCGGCCCGCCGCGCUCCCCUCCCAACGCAACACUCACAGCAGGCCCCGGGCUGCCUUUCAUUUCAGAAGCAGACACAAAGGAGAGCCGCGCCGCUGCAACCGGGCCGGCUCAUCGCUGCUAAGAUCUGUCUCUGAUCUGUCUCUGUCCACAAGGGAGCAGACGUUUGAAAAUGAAUGUUUACUUUUAGUUUUGUUUUAGUUUCUUUUUUUUUUUUUUUUCACCGGCCAAAAAGUUUGUGCAGAGAGCUUUGAAAGGCCCCGCCCCCCCCCUCAACAAUCUACCUUUUGUGUUCUGGAGUUCAGUUGCGUCUCACUGCGGUGACGGCACCAAGCAAACGUAGACGGGAUGCAUCCAAAGCAGCCCUCUCCUGUCGGGUGAAACCAUCCUGCAGCUGCACCACGAAACACUGAAUAAUGGAUAUACUACCUGAAUUAUUUAAGUCACCAUUGAACACAGUGAAUGUUGCAUUUGCACUGAAAUGACGAUCAACGUGAAGAUUUGAUUGGUGUCGGACCGGGUCUGGAUUUUCUUUUAUUAACCCCCUCAUACCUGUUUGUUGCACUCGGCCAGGCCACUUUGUUUUAUAUAUUAAAUUAAAAUGUUUAUAUGCACAAGAAAAA